Prunus mume (Japanese apricot) is the source of this 747-nucleotide messenger RNA. The record is from RefSeq and is a predicted model, not a curated record. NCBI's taxonomy places the organism in Eukaryota, Viridiplantae, Streptophyta, Magnoliopsida, Rosales, Rosaceae.
AUGAAUGUCAUUGUUGUCACAGCAAUUAUAAACAUGUACUGCAAGUGUGGAAGCAUGGAAAAAGCUAUUCGUGUGUUUGAGGCAACCCCCAGAAAAGGGUUGUCCUGUUGGAACUCCACCAUCAUGGGGCUAGCCAUUAAUGGUUGUGAGGAAGAAGCAAUUGAGCUAUUCUCAAGGCUUAAAUCUUCGAAUUUUAUACCGAAUCGUGUCAGUUUUCUUGGUGUCCUAACCGCGUGCAACCACUCGGGAAUGGUGGAUAAAGCAAGGGAUUAUUUCUCAAUAAUGAGAGGGACAUAUAAGAUUGAACCUUCAAUAAAACACUAUAGUUGCAUGGUUGAUGUGUUAGGCCGAGCUGGACUUCUUGAAGAAGCAGAGGAGCUUAUGAGAAGUAUGCCAAUGAAAGCAGAUGCCAUUAUUUGGGGGUCUUUGGUCUCAUCUUGUAGGAAGCAUAGAAACAUUGAAAUGGCUAAAAGGGCAGCAAAUCGUGUGAUUGAAUUGGAUCCAAGUGACAGCUGCGGUUAUGUGCUUAUGUCAAAUGUUUAUGCUGCCUCUAGUCAAUUUCAGGAAGCAAUGCAGGAAAGGCUUUCCAUGAAGCAGCAGAAGAUAGAGAAAGAACCGGGAUGUAGUUUGAUCGAAGUGGAUGGGGAGGUUCAUGAGUUUAUAGCUGGUGGAAGGCUCCAUCACAAAGCUCCAGAGAUUUAUUCUUUGUUGGAUGAGUUGGGAUUUAUGUUACCAGAAAUGGCAUAG